Ictalurus punctatus (channel catfish) is the source of this 423-nucleotide messenger RNA. RefSeq names its product uridylate-specific endoribonuclease. NCBI's taxonomy places the organism in Eukaryota, Metazoa, Chordata, Actinopteri, Siluriformes, Ictaluridae. Bases 7 to 423 code for a protein of 138 amino acids. The transcript has 7 exons. The record is from RefSeq and is a predicted model, not a curated record.
GACAAGAUGGAGUUUGGAUUCGUGAUAUUUUUGCUUAGCUCUGCUCUUUUCGGGCACAGCUCUGGAUUCACAACACCUGAUGCCACACCGUACUGGGACAUAACAGCAGGUCAUUAUUCCUGCCGGUAUAACUGCGGCUACAAUUUGGGUUGGUGUUCCUGCUCCAGCUCCUGUCAGUACUACGGAAACUGCUGUCACGAUUAUUACAAUUAUUGUUUCACCCCCACAACAACACCAACAACAACACCAGAACCCACGACGGCCGAAAGCUUUCUGACAGAAGAUUAUAUUAGCUGCAGGGAUCGUUGUGGUUUUAAUGGUGCGCUCUGUUCCUGCACCAGCUCCUGUCAGUCCUAUGGAAACUGCUGCAAUGAUUAUUACGAUUAUUGUUUUCCCACAACAACAGGUACAGGUCCUCUGUAA